GACAACAUUGCAGAGUUUGCCGAGAACGUUGGUAUCGACGAAGAUGAGCUUCAGCAGAUUUUCCGGAAGCUAGGUGCUGGCAUGUGGGCUGCCUUAGGCCAAGAAGUUCUGCGGGAGCACGACGUGAUUGUUGCCCUGGAUGAUGAUGCAGCAGCUGCUGUGAACGAAGAGCUGGUUCGUCAAGGUCUUCCCACUGGCUGCAUGCUGUUGAGUGACUUCGAGUGGCAGCUUCUGCGACGGAAGGAGACCUUCCUGCAAACGGACUGCGCGGACGGCUCCGGAGAACGAUUCCAGACUGUGGACGCCUUGCAAGCCAUGGAGCGGCAUGCCUUCGAAUUCGGGGAGAGUCGGGGGAGCGUGGCAGACCUCGAAGUGCCUCCGUGGCCUCGAAAGCCGGUCGGGCUGGGCAAGGAUGAUGGCAGAGUCAGCGAUUGGCGUCGCUUGCAUGCAGCGCUGCUGCAUGGCAGCUGGGGCAUCGUGUGGUUUCUGUUUUUGUCAUGGCAGGCCAACUACUGCAAUCCGCUGUGCAAAAUCUUCGACCACGCUGAUGCCAUUAGCUCAGAAGCGCAGAGUCAGGAGGAGGAGGAGGACAUCUCCAGAACUCCUGAGCAGCUCUAG
This is a messenger RNA of Symbiodinium pilosum, 618 nucleotides long. NCBI's taxonomy places the organism in Eukaryota, Dinophyceae, Suessiales, Symbiodiniaceae. The record is from the annotation of a GenBank genome assembly.